AUGGUGGCGACGGACACUGAAAGUGGUGCCGAGGACAGUGUAUUCACCGACGCCACUUCACAGUCGGAGACUGGUGCAGGGACCGUCGUACGCAGAAAACGGCAAUUUUCUGUGCCGGAGAUGGUGGCUCGCGCAGAGGGCAGGAAGUCCAAGCGACCGGCGGUGAGUAGACUGUCGAAGUCUCCGCGUGAGACCGCAUCGCCCGGCGCAGCUGUGAUGUCCGCAGAAGCCCCAGCCACCGUGGAACUCAGCGACGCCGCCAUGUCUCGCAUUAAGCAAAUGCUGGAUGGAAGCAUCGCAACGGUCAUCGCUGCGUUCGAAACAAAGUUCAACAGCAUGCAGCAGAGAAUCGACGUGCUGGAAGGAGAAGUUAUGGACAGGGACGUGGAGAUCCGUAGCCUGCAUGAGCAGCUGGUGAGACAAGGAAAGGCUCUGGAGGAACAGCAGGAGAGAACAGAGGGCAUCGACCUCAACCGCAGACUCUCGACGCUGAUCCUCACCUGUGACGACUUCAUCUCCAAGACGACUGACGAAGAUGUCGAGCAGAAGAUCUCCCAGGUGCUGAACCAGAGGUUCCCGUGGCUCAACAUGACGCCAAAGGACAUCCAGUCGGCUCACAGGCUCCAAGCGAACAACAAAGUUAUCGUUCGCUUUGUGAAACGUCGAAUGCGUGACGCAGUGUACGAAGGCCGAUUCGAGCUGGUCAACAGGACUGCGCGCGACGCUCGCAGACUGUCACCGCUGUACAUAACAGAGAGCCUGACUCCCAAGAAUCGUGAGGUCUACUCUUACCUGCUGGAAGCCAGGAAACCCGUAAACGGAAGCAAGGUCGCUUCAGUCUUCAGUCGCCGCGGUCUGGUGUUCUGCCGGGUGGAGAGAGGAGGGCCCAACAUCAGCGUGCCGGAUCUCCAGCGAGCGCAGCGCAUCGUGAGCGGGGAGCGCAGCGCUCGGAGACCGCCCCCGGGCAGCGCGCCCUCCCGGCCUCCGGGCGGCCCCCGCCCUCCUGCUCCUGCGGCGGCGGCGGGCCCGCCUCAGCCCGGCGACGCUCGUCCGCCGGCGCCGGCGCCUGCGGAGACGGUCUCGACUCGGCCUGGUGCUGCCGGCCCUGCCGCUGUUCCCGCUGGGCCCAACCCGUCUCCUCCCGCGGCGUUGGCGGCUCCGGGGCUGCCGGGAGCUAUGGAGCUGCGGGAGCCGUCUGGCGGCGCGCCGGCGGCCCGUCCCGUGGCGGAUUCCCGUCUAGGAUCCGUGACAGCCGGAGCGGUCCCUGGAUCUGCAGCGGGAGCCGUGGUGGGAGCUGACCAGUGA
Amphibalanus amphitrite is the source of this 1305-nucleotide messenger RNA. RefSeq names its product wiskott-Aldrich syndrome protein family member 2-like. NCBI's taxonomy places the organism in Eukaryota, Metazoa, Arthropoda, Thecostraca, Balanomorpha, Balanidae. Bases 1 to 1305 code for a protein of 434 amino acids. The transcript has a single exon. The record is from RefSeq and is a predicted model, not a curated record.